ACUGACGCCAUUUUUAAAUACCGGUUGGCGAUAGCCGGUUUUGCGUGAACUACGUGUUUUGUAUACACGAGUUAUUUUUAUUUAACUAAAUAAUUGUCGUUACGCCUGACUACAACAACCAGCUAUAACCACUGAUAAUUGUUCUUGAUCAAUAGUGAUUAACAGUGUAUUUUAUUGACUCGAGGGAUAAUAUUCGUGGAUAACAGAGCGAGUGAAAAAAGCGAAGCUCUUGGAGUGAUGCCUCUUUGGUUAGAAUGAUAUACAACAGUGGCCCAAAAUCAUCAAUUGUCGUUGCCCCGAGGCUCACUAAUAACGUGAAUAACUCGGUAAACAGAGAAUGAGCGGGGAAACGAGGAGGGGUAGUAGAUCGGACAGAUCCAGGGAGGAGAGACUAAGAAACUUGAGGAGGAGUGCAUCAGGCUCGAGUGAGAAUGGCACGCGCUCACGAUCGGGAAAUGCUCCAGGUAAGGAGAAGAGAAACAGACCAACGAGACAGAGGAAAAUGAGUUCUUCACAGUCUGUCGAUGCAUCCAGUGGCUCAAGCCUUGAUCGUAAGAGGGGCGAUGGGGGUAGAAAUAGGGAUUAUCGUAAUGGUGUCAGGCCAAUGCACCAGGAUAACGCUAAUAAUCGAGGUGGUGGUGGGUUCAGAAAACGGAGGCAUUCACCUGGUCAGAUUAACUGGCAGAGAGAGCAGUUUGAUAAGCGUAGACAGAUGUCUUCCAGGGGCCACUUUCAGCCACCGAGGUUUGAUAAUAGACAGGACAACAGGUUUAGGAACAAUUCGUUCGGUCGUUUUCGGGAUAGAAAUUGGAAGAAUCAGAGUCAGAGGAAUUUUCGGUUCAAUGAUAGAAAUCGUGAGAGAUUUCAGGAGAGGAAUAAUGAACGUGGGGGACUGAACAGGAGGAGUCGGGGGGGAAUUGCGAGUGAGGAGAUGGGGCUGAAUGAUGCUGGGAAGAAUCAUAAGUUGGUGACAUCGGCCUGGAUCAUGGAGAGUCCUGAUAGGAAGAGGGAGAAGGACAGGGGAGGGGCCUUAGGCAGUGCUAAGGCUGAUGAUACCGUUGUUUCUUUGUCGCCUGAUGUGAGGAACAGGAGCGACAGUCCAGGGAAGAAGAAGAAGAUCAAUCGAUCGAGAUCAUCGUCGUCUUCUUCGUCGUCCAGUGAGUCGAGCAGUAGUAGCUCGACCAGCAGCUCGUCCAGCUCGUCGUCGAGCAGCAGUUCGUCGUCUAGCAGCUCGGAUCGGGAUAAGAAACGUAAGAAGAAGAAGAAGUUGUCGAAGAAGGCUAAGAAGGCGGAGAAGAAGAGGAAGGAGAAGAAGAAAAAAUUGAGGAAGAGGCAGAAGAAGAAGAUGAUGAAGGCUGCUAAGGAGAAGAAGGUGGUGGGCGGUGAGAAGAAGUCGAGCAAGGACAGAUUGAUCAAGGAUAUAUCGGUGGAAAUUGCCGAGAAGUCCAAGUCUAUGGCACCUAUGACUAAGGAGGAGUGGGACAAGCGACAGAGUGUCAUUCGCAGGGUUUAUGAUGAGGAGACUGGUCGGCACAGAUUGGUCAAAGGAGACGGUGAAAUCAUGGAAGAAAUUGUUACCAAGGAUCGCCACAAAGAGAUCAAUCGACAGGCAUCACGUGGCGAUGGUGAAUAUUUUCAAUCACGUUUGAGAACAAAUAAAUGACUUAAUUCUCUUUGUAACGAAUUAUUAUUACCUAAGGAUGAAACAAGAUAUGAAACAUUAUCGUGUAAUUACAAUGUUGUUCCAAUCAUUUAUAAA
This is a messenger RNA of Diachasma alloeum, 1759 nucleotides long. Its product is annotated as ADP-ribosylation factor-like protein 6-interacting protein 4. Lineage: Eukaryota; Metazoa; Arthropoda; Insecta; Hymenoptera; Braconidae. The transcript has 2 exons. Gene Ontology annotation, cellular component: transcription factor TFIID complex. The record is from RefSeq and is a predicted model, not a curated record. Bases 338 to 1663 code for a protein of 441 amino acids.